AUCCAAAUCGGGAAUAAUUUGAAUUUGGGAGUGGCAAGGUUAGAUUCUGUAAAAAAUAUAGUAAGUAUAUAAGUUCCAAUAAUCAUCAUUCUCUGUAUCAGUUGAUUCGAUCAGCCGAAAUCUAAACAACACAUAAUGAACUCCAUUGCUGCCGUUAUCUUCUUUGCCGCCUUGGCUGUUGCUAGCGCUGGUUGGGUAUCUCCUCUAGCCCUUUCUGCUAUCCCAACCGGUCACGUGAUCCAAGGACCAAGCUCAAGAAGCACGAUUGUAGGACCUGAUGGUAGCUCAAUCUCUUCAGCAGCUCCCGGUGGAACCAUCAUCGCUGACCAAAACGGUGGUGCUUUUGUUGCCCAAGGUGCUCCAGCUGCUGUUAUCUCUCCUGCUGCAAGAUUAGCUCUUGUUUCUUCUCCUCUUGUUGCUGCACCAGCUAUCACAUCUUACGCUGCUGUCAGUCCAGUCUGGGCUCAUCAAACUCUUGGUGUUCCUGCUCUUGGAAGAAUCGCUGCUGAAAACACAGUAGUAGCUGGACCCUCUGGUACCAUUGCUCAAAGUAGAGCUAUUGAUGCCGCUCAAACUGUAGCUCUCUGGUGAUUUAUUGUAAAAAUAGGUUAAAUAAAAUUGUUGUAUAGUU
Molecule: messenger RNA, 631 nt
Organism: Harmonia axyridis
Lineage: Eukaryota; Metazoa; Arthropoda; Insecta; Coleoptera; Coccinellidae
Exons: 2
Coding region: 136-591 (151 amino acids)
Source: RefSeq, a predicted model, not a curated record